Messenger RNA from Heteronotia binoei (common prickly gecko), 2834 nucleotides. RefSeq names its product threonyl-tRNA synthetase 2, mitochondrial (gene TARS2). Gene Ontology annotation, biological process: threonyl-tRNA aminoacylation. The record is from RefSeq and is a predicted model, not a curated record. The coding region runs from base 1 to 2235 and encodes 744 amino acids. Gene Ontology annotation, cellular component: cytoplasm. Gene Ontology annotation, molecular function: ATP binding; threonine-tRNA ligase activity. Lineage: Eukaryota; Metazoa; Chordata; Lepidosauria; Squamata; Gekkonidae. The transcript has 18 exons.
AUGGGCCCCGCGCCCCCCUCUGCCGGCUACAGCCCCGGGGGAAACGCAAUAAGCCCCAGGCGGCUUGCAAACGCUUUGCCAUUUGCUCCGCUCUGCGCAGCCGCGGGCCGGGCCCGCCUCCUCCUAGGGCACGAGCCCUGCCCGGAGUGGGCGGGGCUGCAGGCGCGCGCCCGGCCCGGAAGCAGGAGGCGGAGGCACGCAGGCGCCGUUCCAAACCACGUCGCCGAACGCCUGGCUUUUUACGAAAAACUAAAAGUAGCUGCAGAGGGGAAACUUGCCCAGAGAGUCUCCAAAGACAGCCGGCCGAUCCGGAUCUCCCUGCCCGAUGGCAGAGCUGUGGAGGGGGAGGCCUGGAAGACCACGCCAUAUCAGGUGGCCCUGCGGACGAGCCAGAGCCUGGCCAAGGCAGCUGUGACUGCACGCGUCAACGGGAACCUCCAUGACCUGGAUCGCCCACUGGAGGGGGAUGCCGAGUUGGAAUUUGUGGAUUUUGAGUCCCAGGAUGGGCAAACUCUCUUCUGGCACUCCAGCGCCCACGUCCUGGGAUGGGCCGCCGAGCAGUUCUAUGGGGCCUUCCUUUGCCAUGGGCCCAGCACCGAGAACGGCUUUUUCUACGAUAUGUACUUGGAUGAGCAAAGGAGCGUGCAGGAGAAAGACCUGCCGGUGCUGGAAGAGCUCUGCAAGGGCAUCGUGGAAGAGAAGCACCCUUUCGAGAGGCUGGAGGUGUCCCGGGAGGAGCUGAAGGAGCUGUUCAAGCACAACAAAUUCAAACUGCACAUCAUCGACCAGAAGGUGACGUCUCCAACAGCCACGGUAUACAGGUGCGGGACCUUAAUCGACCUGUGUCGCGGCCCCCACGUCAGGCAUACGGGCACGAUCCGGGCGCUGAAGCUCCUGAAGAAAACCUCUACCUCCUGGCGAGGAGACCCUUCUGCGGAGACCUUGCAGCGCAUCUACGGCAUCUCCUUCCCCAGCACCAAGCAGCUGUCCACGUGGGAACAAGCCCAAGAGGAGGCCGCGCGGCGGGACCAUCGGCGGAUCGGCAAGGACCAAGAGCUGUUCUUCUUCCACGAGUUGAGCCCCGGAAGCUGCUUCUUCCUUCCUAAGGGAGCCCACAUCUACACUACCCUCAUGGACUUCAUUAAGAGCGAGUAUCUGAAGCGUGGCUUUCACGAAGUCAUCACGCCCAAUAUCUACAACGUGAAGCUGUGGGAGGCCUCUGGGCACUGGCAGCACUACGCAGAGAACAUGUUUUCCUUCCGGGUCAACAAUGAGACGCUGGCCCUGAAGCCAAUGAACUGCCCCGGACACUGCCUGAUGUUUGGCCAUCGCCCACGAUCCUGGCGAGAGCUGCCCCUCCGGCUGGCCGACUUUGGGGUCUUGCAUCGAAACGAGCCCUCGGGAUCCCUGACAGGGCUGACCCGAGUGCGCCGGUUCCAGCAGGACGAUGCCCACAUCUUCUGUGCCAUGGAUCAGCUGGAAGGAGAGAUCCGCGGUUGCUUGGAGUUCCUGCAGGCCGUCUAUUCUGUUUUUGGAUUUGCGUUACACUUCUACCUCGCCACCCGGCCUGAGAACUUUCUCGGGGACUCUAAUCUUUGGGAUCAGGCGGAGCAGGUGCUGGAGAAAAGCCUCCAGGACUUCAGCCAGCCUUGGGAGCUGAGCCCCGGGGAAGGGGCUUUCUACGGGCCAAAGGUGGAUGUUCAGAUCAAAGACGCUCUGGGACGGUACCACCAAUGCGGCACCAUUCAGCUGGACUUCCAGAUGCCCCUUCGCUUUGCUCUCUCUUUCACCAGCAAAGAUGGCGGAGCGCCCGAGAGGCCGGUGAUGAUCCACCGGGCGGUCCUGGGCUCCGUCGAGAGGAUGCUGGCGGUCCUGGCGGAGAACUACGGCGGGAAGUGGCCCUUCUGGUUGUCCCCGUCCCAGAUUGUGGUGAUCCCCGUGGGCCCAGACGCGGAGGGCUACGCGCACGAGGUCCACCAGUUCUUUCGGCAGGCGGGAUUCAUGGCAGACGUGGACGACGACUUCGGGUCGACCCUCAACCGCAAGGUCCGGAAAGCUCAGCUGGCCCAGUACAACUUCCAGUUUGUGGUCGGCCGCCAGGAGAUGUCCAAGCGCACCGUGAACGUCCGUAGCCGCGACACCCGCCAGCACGGCCAGCGGGAGCUGCAGGAGGCUCUGGGCAGGCUCCGGGAGCUGCAGGACUCUCGGGCCAGGAACGCAGAGGAGAUCUUCUGAGCAGGGCGGGCUUGCCGUGGACUGCUUGGGCGAGCACAGAGCCCCCCAUCCUGGGCACAAUGAAGGGGGCAGCAGAGCCGCACGGUGAAGACGGCUGCAGCAGACGGGAGCCUGGACUCCUCCGUGCCCCCUCGCUGACCCCUUCAGUCAAUCUGGAGUCGUCUGGGCCCCAGCCCAGGCCACACACCGAGUCCCACCCUGCCUGCUCCGUUCCCCUUGGAAUUCUUGAGCAGGGCGAGCAGAUGGAGGGGCCUACUGGGCAAACACUGGGGGUGGGGCAGGGAAUCCCCCGCCUCCUUUAUGGAAGGGGGAGGUGGGUCGUUUCCUCCUUGUCCCAGCCAGCUUUAGUUGCUCCUGGAGACCUGUAAUUAAAACAUUUCUCUUGAGAAGCCGCAACUCGUCUUGCAUCAGUCGGCUGAACGGGGGUGGUCUUCUGUUUGGGGGGAGCUGCAGAUUGCUUGGCCAGGUUAGGAUGGGGGUAAACCAUUGCUUUUUUGCCGGGGGGGAGUUGGGGGGGGGGUCCCUUUGAUUCUUUGAUCACUGCUUUUUGUUCAUUGCCGAGUUGAUUGAUUAAAAAGGAGAGGAGAUGAUGAUGAUGA